AUGAGCCAGCAACAGCACGAUAUGUAUCUCGACUACGCACCUCCUUCGAAUCGCUCUCCCAAUUCCUCGCGCCCUUAUCCAGGUGGCAGCGGCUUCCAACCCGGCAUGUCUCUGCCUCGCCAGACCCAGAGGCCUUUCGAUCCGCCUCUGGGCUCAUCUGCCCUCUACUCGACCGACCGCCUGACAGGGGGCUACAACCCGCGAGGCAUGGAUCAAAUGAGCCAUCAAGGAGGGAUGCAGGGCGGCUAUAUGCCUGACAACAACCAGGCAUGGUCUUACAACCCUGCAGCUGUUGCCACGGUCAAUGGCGCCAUGAACGGCACAAGCCGGCAGAGGAGCGUCAACCGACGCAACCCCAUUCCUACGAACUGGACCGAUCAGGGCGGCAUGGGCAUGCCGUACGGCUCGGUUAGCCUCAACGGUACCCCUUUGUCAAGCGGUAUGAGAUACGACCAGGGACAGCAUGACAUGCGUGGCGGCCCUGGCGAAGAGCAGCUGAUCCCGACGGCCAUUGUCAUCAAGAACAUUCCCUUUGCGGUUCGCAGAGAGACUCUAGCGGGGCUCAUGCUCGAGAUGCACCUCCCGCAGCCCUACGCGUUCAACUACCACUUUGACAACGGUGUCUUUCGUGGUCUUGCCUUUGCCAACUUCUCCUCGCCUGAUGACACGAAGAUCGUGAUUGAGGCUAUGAACGGCAUGGACGUCCACGGUCGCAAACUUCGCGUCGAGUACAAGAAGAUGCUGCCAGAAGCCGAGCGUGAGCGCAUUGAGAGGGAGAAACGUGAGCGUCGUGGACAACUGGAGGAGCAACACCGUGCACCUAUGCUCCACCAGCAGCCUUCUGUUUCUACGCUGAACAGCAUGAAUAACGGCCAGUCUCGUGGUGGAGCUAGCACCGCCCUCGGCGAUGUGAACCUGAAUGACCCAGAGACACUCGAGUUUUACACGGAGCUCACCCUGUUCAAGCAGGACAAUAACCGCGAAAUCCUCAUCUUCCCAUCGACUGUGGCACCUGAGCAGCGCCGCCAGAUUCACAUCUUGGCUCACCAUAUGGGUCUGGAGCACCGUUCCGUUGGCGAUGCCGACUCGAGACAGAUCCAUGUGCAGAAGCGCCAUCUCCCCUCGCCCACUUCGCAGAUGCCCACGGCGCCCGCCGUCGGUCUGGAUUACCACAAGAAGGGGCUCAGCAGGGCCGCUACCUUCGACUUUGCCGCAGACAGGGAGCGAGAGACCAGGGCCGUCACCGGCAACUACUCUCACAUGCUGGGCCGCCAAGGACCCACCCUCGAGCUGCCUGGCAGCCCUGAUGGCACGGGUCUUGCCAAUCUUCGAGCUGCCAAGAGCUUUGCCGAUCUCCGAUCGUUCAGCCCCAGCCCCUCGGCCUCGUCGUCCAGCUACUUGACGGCCGUCAACAAUGGCAUGAUGCCUCCUGCCAGGUUCACUGAAUAUGCCAGCGGCAUGAACCAGGGCAACUCACUCGCGACCCCCAACCUGACCCCGACUACGCCGGGUACGUCGAGCACCCCUGGGAACGACAGCCUGCUGAACUCUCUGGGUGCGCUUAACCUGGGAGCUUUCGAGGCCGCGACUCAUGCGCAGCCGCGCAACACCCCCGGCGCGAUCGGUAGUCAGCGUCCCGGCGCUGUGAACAGCCGCAACGGAGCCCCCGAGAGGCAGCCACGAGGCCCGGAAUGGGAGGCGUCGGCUGGCUUUGGAGGCCGCACCCGCACUAACGGCCAUAUGCAGCGAGGAAGCGAAGACUCGUCUGACAACGGCGCGCGUUCCACCGCGUCCCGCUACCACUGA
Molecule: messenger RNA, 1806 nt
Organism: Verticillium nonalfalfae
Lineage: Eukaryota; Fungi; Ascomycota; Sordariomycetes; Glomerellales; Plectosphaerellaceae
Exons: 4
Coding region: 1-1806 (601 amino acids)
Cellular component (GO): cytoplasm; nucleus
Molecular function (GO): mRNA binding
Source: RefSeq, a predicted model, not a curated record